UCUUCUAGUCUCUUUGACCACAAACAGGAUGAUGACACAUGCCAUGGCCCUCCUCAGCAUGUCCUGGAUGCUGCUUUCCUGCCUGAUGCUCUUAUCUUGUCCUGUCCAAGGUGAUGCUUUACCAAAGGAAAUGCCAUCUCUACGGAGCAGCUGUCCUAAAGGCUCUGCAGCCUAUUUCUCUCACUGCUAUGCCUUGUAUUUGACACCCAAAUCCUGGAUGGAUGCACAUAUGGAUUGUCAGAAGCGGCCUUCAGGACACCUAGUGUCUGUGCUCAGUGGAUCUGAGGCAUCCUUCGUGGCUUCUCUGAUCAAGAACACUUUUACUACCUCCAGUUACAUUUGGAUUGGGCUUCAUGACCCUACAGAGCGACCCAACGGCAAUGGAUGGGAGUGGAGCAGCAAUGAUGUACUGAACUACCGUGCCUGGGAGAGAAAUCCUCCAACCAGUCCAAACACUGGCUUCUGUGCAAGUGUGACAAGUAGCUCAGGUUUUAAGAAAUGGAAAGAUUAUGACUGUGAUUCUUCAUUACCCUAUGUCUGCAAAUUCAAAGGCUAGGUCAUCAGGCUUAAUGGGAAAUCCAGUUUAUCAUGGACAUGAAACUAAUCUGACAACCUGGUCAAGAAAAUCCUCCUCUCCAGACACUCAACUUCAUCACUUUGUUUGAUCUUCCUUCUUCCCCAGCUCCAUUUCAGCCUUUUAAUGUGUUC
Messenger RNA from Erinaceus europaeus (western European hedgehog), 708 nucleotides. RefSeq names its product regenerating islet-derived protein 3-gamma-like. Gene Ontology annotation, molecular function: oligosaccharide binding; signaling receptor activity; peptidoglycan binding. The transcript is spliced from 5 exons. Lineage: Eukaryota; Metazoa; Chordata; Mammalia; Eulipotyphla; Erinaceidae. Gene Ontology annotation, biological process: positive regulation of cell population proliferation; antimicrobial humoral immune response mediated by antimicrobial peptide; response to peptide hormone. The record is from RefSeq and is a predicted model, not a curated record. Bases 29 to 556 code for a protein of 175 amino acids.